Loxodonta africana (African savanna elephant) is the source of this 1123-nucleotide messenger RNA. RefSeq names its product olfactory receptor 52P1-like. The coding region runs from base 97 to 1044 and encodes 315 amino acids. Gene Ontology annotation, cellular component: plasma membrane. NCBI's taxonomy places the organism in Eukaryota, Metazoa, Chordata, Mammalia, Proboscidea, Elephantidae. The record is from RefSeq and is a predicted model, not a curated record. The transcript has a single exon. Gene Ontology annotation, biological process: G protein-coupled receptor signaling pathway. Gene Ontology annotation, molecular function: G protein-coupled receptor activity; olfactory receptor activity.
CAUGAGGAUAAAUCCCAAUUAUUUCAUCUCUCAGGGCCUCCCAGGGCUCAGAGCAAGGCAGUAAGGUCUUCUCUGUUCACUUGCUUUGGCUUAGCCAUGAAACACACAAACCACAGCCAUCUGAACUCAGCCUCCUUCCUGCUCAUGGGAAUUCCUGGCCUGGAGUCAUCCCACUUUUGGAUUGCAUUUCCCUUCUGUGCCAUGUAUGCUCUGGCAGUACUUGGCAACACGGCAGUGCUGCUGGUGGUACGCUCAGAGCCUGCCCUGCACCAGCCCAUGUACCUGUUCCUAUGCAUGCUGUCCACCAUUGACCUGGUGCUCUGCACCUCCACCAUGCCCAAGCUCCUAGCACUCUUUUGGGCAAAUGCUGCCGAGAUCGCCUUUGGGGCUUGUGCUGCCCAGAUGUUCUUUAUCCAUGGCUUCUCAGCUGUAGAAUCUGGCAUCCUGCUAGCAAUGUCCUUUGACCGCUACUUGGCCAUCUGCUGGCCUUUGCACUAUGGGUCAUUAUUGCCCCCAGAGACUGUGAGCAAGCUGGGGGCGGCUGAAGUAUUUCGUGGCCUGGGGCUCAUGACCCCACUCACCUGCUUACUGCCACGGUUGAGCUACUGUAGCCGAGUGGUAGCCCACUCCUACUGUGAGCAUAUGGCAGUGGUAAAGCUGGCUUGUGGGGACACAAAGCCAAACAAUAUCUAUGGCAUCACAGCUGCCACACUAGUGGUGGGCACUGACUCCAUCUGCAUCGCUGUCUCCUACACACUCAUCCUGCGGGCUGUGUUAGGCCUCUCCUCCAAGGAGGCAAGGGCCAAGACCUGUGGCACUUGUGGUUCCCACCUGGGUGUCAUCCUACUCUUCUACACACCAGGACUAUUCUCAUUCUACACACAACGUUUUGGCCAGCAUGUGCCCCGGCACAUCCACAUCCUCCUGGCUGACCUCUACCUCGUCGUGCCACCCAUGCUUAACCCCAUCAUCUAUGGCAUGAAGACCAAGCAGAUCCGGGAGGGAGCCAUCCGACUGCUGAAAUGGGCCCCUGCUCAGUCAUAAAGUCUUCAACCCAGCCCUGGGGCUCUACUCUCUCCUUCCCUCAGCCUUGGACAAUGUUUGAGAGACCUGUGGUUCCCAG